This is a messenger RNA of Peronospora matthiolae, 588 nucleotides long. The record is from the annotation of a GenBank genome assembly. Lineage: Eukaryota; Oomycota; Peronosporomycetes; Peronosporales; Peronosporaceae.
AUGUUGGAUGAUGAAGAUGACCAAAGCUUUCACGCUACGCGUGACGGCUACUCCCAUUUGAGCGAUGUCGAAUGGGAUGCGGUUGAACGAAUGGGUCCGACCAUGGGCGUCUAUGCUGUUAGCGUCAUGCUAGAGGCUCUCAAUAGAGAUGCCCAACAUGCUACUAUCGCCAAGUUCAUUCAAAAUGAACUUGACGCAGAACACGAGAAAGUAGCCCUGAUUCACCAACAAGGUUCUCAACAAGCAGAGUUGUUGAGACAGCAGCAGGCUGCUGCUGGUGGGUCGAUGCACUCGCGUCGACCCGAGACCUUGAAGAUUGACAUCUCCAAGUAUAGGGGGGUCGAAGAAGACUCCCUCUUGAGAUGGUUCGUCGAAUUGGAUGACGCCAUAAGGGAGCGUCGCAUCGACGACGGGGAUAUGCAAGUGCAUUUGCCCAGUCAAAUCUGGCAGGAAGUGCCAAGACUUGGGCUUUGGGGCUCAAGCUGCACGACCCAUAUGCGUUUAGGUCGUUGGAAGUCUUCAAGUCGCGGCUCAGCCAAACGUUUAAACCACCUAGAGCUGAGUUCAGAGCUCGAACUGAACUCUUGA